Molecule: messenger RNA, 2306 nt
Organism: Phaethon lepturus (White-tailed tropicbird)
Lineage: Eukaryota; Metazoa; Chordata; Aves; Phaethontiformes; Phaethontidae
Product: PAS domain-containing serine/threonine-protein kinase-like
Exons: 10
Biological process (GO): intracellular signal transduction; protein phosphorylation; negative regulation of glycogen biosynthetic process
Cellular component (GO): cytoplasm; nucleus; cytosol
Molecular function (GO): ATP binding; protein serine/threonine kinase activity
Source: RefSeq, a predicted model, not a curated record
ACAGCAGCUUCUUGGCUGCAUCUUUAGCAAGCCUUCUGUCAAGAGAUGAAGAGCAGAAAUUGGAACAAAGGCACAAAGAUGACAAAUUAAUACAUGAUGAGACUAAAAAAAAGAAUGGGACCGGUUUCUUUUCUACUCCCUCACCUCCUGAAGUGGCAUCCACACCCUCUAAUAGGCUAGAAGACAAUCUAGAUACUGCAUUGUAUGGCCCAAUUAAGCUGCCUUCUGCUGUUACUUGUAACUCACCUGGAACACCAACAAUAGAUGAGCCAUCAUCUGCAGUCUGGUGUUGUCCCAGGCAGGACUUUCAAAACCACAUGGUUACAGGGCGGUUGUCAAAAACAAACUUGACGUGUGAUGCAAAACAUUCCACUCUUGAGCACACUGUUGUUGAAAACUGCCUGCCAAAUGAUACUUCAUCCUUCUUUGCAAAUGGAAGAAAUACUGUUAAUGAUGUUUGCCCAGGAAAUAAAACAGGUUGCAGUGCUUCUGCACCAGGAGUUGCCACAACCUCUGAAGAUGUUAAAGAAUCACGCACUGAGCUGAACUGUAUUUGCUCUGGUCUUCAGGUACUGGAUCUGAAUGUUGGCAUCAAGGGGAACUCAGACAAUUCUUUAGGUAUUAGUGCAGCUCUUGUAGGAGCAUCCUGCUCUAAUGCAUUGGACUUGGCUGUAGGCAAUACGCUAACUCAGAAAAGCAGUGCCUUUUCAGCUGGGCAAGAAAAGCAGCUGUUGAAUACUGUUGCCAUAGAAGAUGGUUCUGGGUGGCUGGCCUCCCGAAGGCAUUUAGAAAACUCUGAAGAAUCCUCCAAAGCAUUUCUUGAGAAGCCUGAAACUCUUGCAGAGACUGGGGGAGACAACAUCAACAGAAACCCACUGAAAAGCAAAGGUAGUCCUGAAGAAGACUGUCAGUUGCAUGGGCAGCAAAAUAUGGAGAUAAAAGUAACAUCAACCCCGGUGAAACAAGAAGGAAGGCUGAAUCUAGCAGCCCCUUUGACCUUGGAGAUUCUGGAAGGCAGCUAUACUGGGAAUUGCUGUCACAGAGAUGGUUCACAAUUAAGUAUACUCUUCGAAGUGAAAUGUGUAGAACUGCAGGAUCCUGCCAUACUUUUCUGUGUCUGGGUCGUGAAAGACCUUCUACAGAGCGAGAAAGAAGCUGUAGGAAAGACUUGGCUUUUGCACUCCAGUCUGGCAAGCUCUGCCCAGUCUAUUGCAGAUCUUUCUACACAUAGCCUUGGAGAAGCCAUCAGAUCAGCUUCACUUUUUGAGAAUUCCCGAAGAGCUGAAGAGCUUGAAGGAUUAAGGGCAUGUGAGGGAGAAUACGCAAAAAAUUACAACACUCUCAGUCUUAUUGGCAAAGGAUCUUUUGGCUUUGUCUGGACUGCCAGAGGCAAGGAAGAUCACCAGGAGGUUGUCGUAAAGUUCAUCUGGAAGGAGAGGGUGCUUGAGGACUGCUGGGUAGAUGAUCCUGAUCUGGGGAGAGUUACUCAAGAAAUAGCAAUCCUGUUGAAGCUGCAGCACCCCAGUAUCAUUAAGGUGCUGGAUGUAUUUGAAAAUGAAUACUUCUUCCAGCUGGUGAUGGAGAAGCAUGGGUCUGGUCUGGAUCUCUUUACAUUCAUUGAUAAUCAGCCCAACUUGGAUGAGCCAUUAGCGAGCUAUAUAUUCAGACAGCUUGUAUCAGCUGUUGGGUAUCUCCACUGUAGAAACAUCCUUCACAGAGAUAUCAAGGAUGAAAACAUUGUUAUUGCUGAAGAUUUCACAAUUAAAUUAGUGGACUUUGGUUCAGCUGCCUACCUGGAACCUGGCAAAUUGUUUUAUACCUUCUGUGGGACAAUUGAAUACUGCUCACCAGAAGUGCUGUCUGGCAAACCGUACCAUGGCCCUGAGCUGGAGAUGUGGUCACUUGGUGUCACCCUUUAUACCCUAGUAUUUGGAGAGAAUCCUUUCUGUGAGCUGGAGGAGGCCAUGGCAGCUGUCCUGAAUCCUCCUCGGCCUGUGUCAAAAGGUCUCAUGGAUCUCAUGGCUGGGCUUUUGCAUCCUGUUCCAGAGCAGCGCACGUCUCUGGCGAUGUUAGCAGAGGAUUGCUGGCUGAAGCAGCCUGUGAACCUGGGUGACUAUACCUGGUCAGAGGUAUACAUCUCUGCUGCACCAGAAAGCAGCAGGUUCAGAAGCAGCUCCGGUGAGUGCAGACGUGGAGACGGGCUCCCAGCUCCGUGCACGGAGAGUGAGCCGUGCUUGCAUGCUGCCGACUGCCAGCGCGUAGAUCCCCGCCGGGAAGAAGUGGCGGCCAUGGGGUGCCAGGGCUAG